CGGACGGAUCGGUAGAGGGAUCGCAGAGAGAGAUUGGUCGUCAACAAAGAAGACGAUCGACGCGACGUGAACGCGCGGACACGCGUUAUCUUCGCCGCAAGGACAGAACAAACGAAACUGGUCACGGACAACUGUCAGUCGAGUCGAUUUGAAAACCGGACGACAAUGACGAUCGCGGAGAACACGGAGUCGAAGAGGAGUUCUUCAACGGGUGUACCCAGCGUCAUGGACGAGAUAGCCGAUCAACGUCCGCUUAACGAGGACACGCAGGAUGCUCAGAGGCCGGAAGAGACGUCGAAUUUAAGCACAGAGGGGAAUCCUUUUUUCUCGAUGAAGAUCGACAUGUCGAUCAUGAAGUCGAAGAGAACGGACAAGGACGAGGAGGAUCGAGGAUCGAGGAAAGACCCGGAAGCCGACGGUGGCAACGUGGUCACACCGCCUGAUGGAGGACUGCGAGCAUGGAUGGUCAUGAUAGGCAGUUUCGUGAUCAACGGAGUGCUGUUCAGCGUCAUCAACACGUACUCGUUGAUCUAUCUCGAGUUACAGAAGAGAUUGCUCGAGUCUGGAGAAACAGCGGCGUCUUCGAAAGCCGCCUUGGUAGGGUCGUUAACCAUCGGCACCACGUUCUUUUUAUCACCGAUUUCUGGCAUUCUCACCGAUAAAAUUGGGAUUCAGAUGACCACACUUUUGGGUGGUGCACUUGCAUCUGGUGGAAUGCUACUCUCGUCGAUAUUUUCUAGCAAGGUAGCAUUGCUCUAUUUGACCUACGGAGUUAUGUACGGGCUUGGUGCAAGUCUUGCCUACACACCGAGCCUGGCGAUUUUGGGCCAUUAUUUUAAGAGAUAUUUGGGCUUGGUCAAUGGAAUCGUCACGGCCGGCAGUUCCAUAUUUACCACCCUUAUGCCCUACUUGAUGGAAGUCAUUCUUCGUCGUUUCGGCUUAGAGGGCACGCUUAGGUUUUUGGCUAUGCUCACUGCCAUCGUUAUGGCGUGCGCCAUUCUCUUCAAACCCAUUCCACUUAACUCCGUGCCCCGGGAUCAACUAAAAUCUAAAUCAAACUUCAAAAGCUGUCUGAAGGAAGUGGUGAACGUCUCGAUCUGGAGGAAAAAACGAUACGUGGUGUGGGCUAGCUCUAUUCCUCUCGCUCUAUUCGGGUAUUUCGUGCCGUACGUUCACAUAGGGAAAUUCGUCGAGACGGUGUUCAAGGACGCGGACGGUAAGCUGCCGAUCAUGUGCAUCGGAAUCACUUCCGGUAUCGGACGACUGCUCUUUGGCUAUAUCGCCGAUUUGCCCAGAGUGAACAGAAUAUUGUUGCAACAGAUAUCGUUUCUUAGCAUUGGCGUUCUUACAAUGCUCCUUCCCGUUACACCUUCAUUCAUGGUGUUGUUGCUCAUUUCUCUGGCCAUGGGGUUAUUCGACGGAUGCUUUAUAUCCCUUUUGGGUCCCAUUGCAUUCGAUAUAUGCGGUCGAGAAGGAGCAACCCAAGCUAUUGGAUUCCUGUUAGGCAUGUGUUCUAUACCUUUGACUGUGGGUCCACCUAUUGCUGGUCUUCUAUACGACCAUACUGGUAGCUACGAUUUACCAUUUUUCUUAGCCGGUAUUCCGCCAAUAGUAGGGGCACUCACUAUGUUCUUGAUUAAAUUCGUGGAGGACGAGGAGCAGAGCACUGUCAGAGAGAAUCCAGGGGAUAAAGCCACUUGUCAGAAUGGUUACUCGAGCAUCGACCUUCUCUCGCCGUGUCUCGUGGCGGACCUGAAACACGGGCAACCGGAUUGGAAGAUGACGACGCAUCGAGGUGUACACGAUCACCACUCGUCGAGAUGUUGCAGAUUCCACGAGUGCGCCGUGUACCAGCAACACAGGAUCGGGUGUCCCGAUUGUUACGGACACUCGGAGAGCGUGCCGUUGCUCCUUCACGGUGAAGAUCGGUCAGCUUCCAUCCGGUUUCAAAGGAUCCAGCAGUCGUCGUCGUCGAUGCCUCCCACGUGGUAG
Molecule: messenger RNA, 1992 nt
Organism: Habropoda laboriosa
Lineage: Eukaryota; Metazoa; Arthropoda; Insecta; Hymenoptera; Apidae
Gene: kar
Product: monocarboxylate transporter 10
Biological process (GO): transmembrane transport
Molecular function (GO): monocarboxylic acid transmembrane transporter activity
Source: RefSeq, a predicted model, not a curated record